AUGGCUGCUCCUGACGAGGCAGUGUCACCAGGAAACGCGGCCGCUCAGGUUUCCGAUCUGUGCGCCUCCUCGCAUCAUCAUCAAAAUCUCCCAACAGCCGACUUCGCAGCGAGCGCCGCGGCGAACGCGAAUGUCGCGGCGAACGUGAAUGCCGCGGCCUUUCCGGGCUCCGCGUCUCAGCCUGUCCAUAGCACGGCGGUUGCUCCCAACUCUCCGCGUCAACUUCGAAGGAACCAUGGGCGAUCGCGGUCCGUCAGUUUUAGCGAUCAACAGCAGCAGUCCGUCAGUUAUAACGGUCAUCAACGGCAAGAUUCAGUCAGUUCUAACGGUCACCAGCAGCAGCAGUCCGUCAGUCCCAACGGUCAUCAACGGCAAAACUCACUCCGUUCUAACGGCCAUCGGCGCCAGCUUUCCGUCAGUUCCAACGGUCAUCAACGGCAAGAUUCCGUCAGUUCUAACGGUCAUCGGCGCCAGCUGUCGGGAUCCGCCCUUUCAACGGGCAGUUUCGCCAGCAACGCCACGGUUGGCAGCAAUCCCGCCAGUGGCCGCAGCGCUGGGGGGAGCGGCAACGGCAGCGGAAUCGACGCCAGCGGCCGGCGCAAGUUGCGCAAGGCCGGCACAAUGCCAGACGAGCGGUCGCACGGACGAGGGAGCCUCGCCGCUUCCGCCGCUGCGGUCGCCGCAACCACCGCUGCCGGAGCCCCGUGGGGGACCGCUAAUUACGGCGGCGCAGGCGGCGGCUCCGCAUCGUUUCCCCGCAACACUCGCGGCAAGCGCGUGCUUGUGAAAGCCACUAGCAUGCCGCCCGCCGUCGAGUCCCGCCGCCCAACCAGUGGCGCUAGCGGGGGCUCCGCCAGAACCCCCCGCCUUGCUGCUGCGCGCCCGCAGCAGCGCCCACAGGUUUCUCCGCCGACCUACGCGCCAGCGCAUGCAGCAGCGCAGCCUUCCCCCAGAGCGCGCCUGCUGUCCGCAAAAUCCCCGCGCGUCCCGGCGAAGUCCCCCCGCGCGACCUCCGCCGCGCCGCACGGUGUCGCGCUGAUGUCCUCCGCCUCCCCGCGCGCUUUCCGAGGAGGUGCGGGGAUGCCUGUUCCGCCUAAACAGCAGCAGCUGCGCGCACUCGCGCAAUCCCGCUCUCUCCCGCCGCAGUCCCCCGCCAGCGCCGCCCGCGCAGCCGCUGCGGUGGCUAACGUAAAAGCGGGCGCAUUUCCCAAGAGUCCCUCGGGCGCACUUUCAAAGGGCGGAAGGCCCUCUAGCGGAAGCGGAAUGGCGCAAGGGCAGACGCGCACAGGCGCGGGGAGGGAAUUCGCGCAGCGAACGCAACUCCAUUUAACUGGCGGUUCGCCGUCGCACGCGUCCCCAGGAGACUCUCAUUCGAAGCGCAGUAAGGGGAUCAACUAUCGAGCUCAAAUUCAUCGGCUCCUCGUUUCCAUAACCGGCGCCGGAAGCGGCGGACCUGCCGGUUUGCGAAAUCGAAGAAUUCAACUUGGUCUCGCCUUCGCUACAAUCACGUUUCUAUGGCUCACUCUCGGCUGCUGGUUGCUGCCCUUCACCUGCCCGUUCCCCCGAGGAGGCCGCAUGCACAAGCGGGUUAAGCCGGCCAAUUUCACAUCGGACAUUUUCAACCGCCAGCUGCCAGACGCCAUUACCACGGCACUCAAGCAGCCGUGGAAGAAGCAGCCCAUCCCAGUGGUGGUAGUCCACCAACAGCCGUCAGGCUCGGUCGCAUGCCGCCCGUCGCACUACAUGCACCGCAACCUGCGCCACACGCGGCAGCGCAACGCAGUGGUGUAUUUCAUCGGGCCUGACAGUGAUGAGUGUGUGGAGAUGGCCAGGGAGCUUGAUAUCGUGCUGGACCCUGUCAUUGGGUAUCAAGACGUGGUGGGCUGGUUCUCGGCCAACCUGGGUGACCCAGUCUCUUACCAGGUCCGCUGGUUCAUCCUCAAGGCCUUCAUGGAGCGCCAUGCCUUCCCGCGCAUCUUCUUCCUCGACUCGGAUGUCAUCCUCUUCGCCAACGUCACUGAGCUCGCCACCAUGCUCUAUUCGAGAGUGCACCUGGUGGUGUCGCAGCGUUGGCCCAGUCUCCGUGCCCCGGGCCCCAGCCAGUACGCAUCCACAGCAGUGAGCGGCCACGUGUCCCUCUGGACGUACGAUGCUCUCUCAGACUUCCUCGACUUCUUCCAGCUUUUCGUUCAGGAGGCAACACUGUACGGCCAACCUGGUGACGCACGUCUUGUAGCGGAGCGUGCUUAUAACGAUAUGGUAGUGCUGGGGUGGUACACGCACAGGGUGUGCUGGAUGAAGAACCCUCAGAACCUGCACCCACAGUGCAUCUCUGACAAGGAGAGUGGGGUCACUCCCGAGCGAUCAGCGCGCAUAAGAGGGAAGUUUACUCCCAAGUUCCGGGUCGACUCAUUUGCCAUGCCACGGUGGUGCAAUGCGACUGACUGGUGGGAUGAGGGGUGGUGCGUCUUCGAUAACAACUUCUCCAUUCAGACACCCACUCAGUUCUUCAAGUAUCGGCCUCAGGACGGCAUGAAAUGCCCCUCUUCGAUGCACUACACUCAUUUUGAUGACUGGGCCAAGGAGGGAGAGAAGCAGACGUCACCCGUUCAAUUCCUGGGAGUACACUUUCAGGCGCACAGAAAGGGGUACCUCACAAGGGGGGAUGACCCAGCAGCCACAUGGGGAUCAAGCCCUGAUUGA
Molecule: messenger RNA, 2703 nt
Organism: Closterium sp. Yama58-4
Lineage: Eukaryota; Viridiplantae; Streptophyta; Zygnematophyceae; Desmidiales; Closteriaceae
Source: the annotation of a GenBank genome assembly